AUGGAGGAAAACGGAAAGUUGCUGACAACUAAUUACAGUUGUUUGCGGUAUUUACAGAAGAUUGUACAUUUCGAUCUAAAGGGUGCUGCACCAAAGACAUCCUAUAUUGUACAGUUAAUUCCAUUUCUAAAAGCGCUCGGUGUUGAUGGAAUUUUGAUGGAAUACGAAGACAUGUUUCCCUAUACGGGUAACUUGGAAGCACUUAGACGUCCGGAAGCUUAUAAUCAAACUGAAAUAUCAGAAAUUGUCGAAGUGGCGCAGCAGAAUGAUAUUGAAAUAAUUCCACUGAUACAAACAUUUGGUCAUCUUGAAUUCGUCUUAAAACAUAUAAAAUUUGUUCAUCUACGCGAAGUUCCCUACUUUGCUGAUACCAUCUGUCCGACAGAUGACGAGUCUUUUCAGCUAAUCACUGAAAUGUUAAGUCAGGUGUAUAGGUUGCACACCAAUUCGUCGACUAUACAUAUUGGUGCUGAUGAAGCCUAUCAUGUUGCAAAAGAUCAUCGAUGUAAACGAAAACUCGCUACUGUGUUGCAAGAUUCGGUUGAUCGCCUUAAGUUGUGGCACAUAACAAGAGUUGCAAAUCAAGCUAAAAAAAUUGGCUUUCGUAAUGUAUGGGCAUGGAACGAUAUGUUCGGCGAAACACCGGCUGAUUUACUGAAUGAAUUUCAUAUGGGUGAAGUGCUGACACCGGUUGUUUGGGGUUAUGCAAGGGAUGUAACAGUACCCGGAUAUUUUCCACCAAAUAUGUUCCAAAGAUAUGCUUCGGUUUUUGAGUCGUUACUUUUUGGAAGCGCAUUUAAAGGUGCCAAUGGAAUGACCAACGCAUUUAUCGACGUUUUUAGAUAUUUGGAAAAUCAAAUCUCUUACGUGGAACUAUUAAGGAUGCAUAGAAACACUUUGGAAGGCAAAGUUAAAGGUAUCAUAUUGACUGGUUGGCAGCGUUAUAAUCAUUUUUCUGCCUUAUGUGAAUUGUUACCGGUGGGAAUACCAUCGUUGGUUUUGGCAUUACACUUUCUAAACAACGUUGAGCUGACCACACCAACACUGUUGAGGAUGGCUCAGGAAUCACUUGGGUGUUCAGUAACAACUACAGAGCCGGUAAUAACUAGUGAACCGGAAAAUUCGACAACACCAAAAUAUGUAAAAAGUGCUUUUUUGAAUGGAAAUUUUCCUGGGAAUGAAGUUUUUGAUUUGGUUGAAGAACUUCGUUCGCUCACUGCGUUUGUCUAUGAACCAAAUCUGCCAAAAAAUGUUAAACUUAAAUUAUAUCAAGAUAUUGCUGUACUUGAACGAAAAAUUCGUGACCAAUUUCAAACAUUUUUCAAGCCGAAUACAAUUGAUGAAUUUAUAAUGCAAAACGUAGAGCCGUUAAAAGUGCAGAUAUAUUGA
Messenger RNA from Enterobius vermicularis (human pinworm), 1389 nucleotides. The record is from the annotation of a GenBank genome assembly. Lineage: Eukaryota; Metazoa; Nematoda; Chromadorea; Rhabditida; Oxyuridae.